This is a messenger RNA of Hirsutella rhossiliensis, 2004 nucleotides long. RefSeq names its product kinase. Gene Ontology annotation, molecular function: ATP binding; protein serine/threonine kinase activity. The transcript is spliced from 3 exons. NCBI's taxonomy places the organism in Eukaryota, Fungi, Ascomycota, Sordariomycetes, Hypocreales, Ophiocordycipitaceae. Gene Ontology annotation, biological process: peptidyl-serine phosphorylation; intracellular signal transduction. The record is from RefSeq and is a predicted model, not a curated record. Gene Ontology annotation, cellular component: spindle pole body. The coding region runs from base 1 to 2004 and encodes 667 amino acids.
AUGGCCAGCUUCAUGGCCAACUUCUUCCCCGGCGCAAAGGACAAGCCCUCGACCGACGCCGAUGCUCGCCCCUGCACACCCAUCAAAAAGGGCGGCGCCAGCAACAACAACUUCAUCAACCCCCCCAGCACGCCCCAGGGCAGCCCCAGCAAGAAGACGGCCCCCCCCGGCGCACACGACCUGCCCUCGGCUUUCGAGAACGCACUCACGCUCAACAGCUCCACCGCCGACGCCCCCUUCCGACUGUCGCGGCCCCAGAGCGUCGUGACGCCUCUGUCCCCGGCCAGAACCAACCCACAACCCCUCGACGAGACGUCGCUCAAUGUCGACGACAGCGUCAUCCACAAGGCGGCAUCGUCGGGGACUCCCCUCAGGAAGCGCGGCCAAGAGAAUACCCCGCCGCCCUCACGCCUCUUGGGCACCGACUCACCCCAUCAGCACAACCACGCAGCCCUGUCUCGCCAGCAGCUCUACGAGCCCAGAGAGCGCCCCCUCACUCCCGCCCCCAAAAAGUUCAAUACCUCCCGAGGCUUGACGGCCGAAGAGCGAGAGAUCCUCACCAAGCCCAAUGUCAAGAGAAUGGUCAACGUGACCCAGCUUUACUUCCUCGACUACUACUUUGAUCUCCUGACAUACGUCAGCGCCAGGCAGAAUCGCCUCGCCGCCUUCAAGGCCGAAUACCCGCCACCUCCCGCGACCGACGAACAGAGCCAUGGCCAGAUGUGGUCCAAAUACACGGGCCGCGAACGCGCCAACCUCCGCAAGCGGCGUGUGCGGCUCCGACAGGGCGACUUCCAGAUCUUGACCCAGGUCGGCCAGGGCGGCUACGGCCAAGUCUUCCUCGCCCAGAAAAAGGACACUCGCGAAGUGUGCGCCCUCAAGGUCAUGAGCAAGAAGCUGCUCUUCAAGCUCGACGAGGUUCGCCACGUCCUCACCGAGCGGGACAUCCUCACCUCGGCCCAGAGCGACUGGCUUGUCCGCCUGCUCUACUCCUUCCAAGACGACAAGAGUAUCUAUCUUGCCAUGGAAUACGUGCCGGGCGGCGAUUUCCGUACCCUGCUUAACAACACGGGUGUCUUGUCCAACCGACAUGCCCGCUUCUACAUCGCCGAGAUGUUUUGCUCCGUCAACGCCCUGCAUCAGCUUGGAUAUAUUCACCGCGACCUGAAGCCCGAGAACUUCCUGGUCGACUCGACUGGUCAUGUCAAGCUGACCGACUUUGGGCUUGCCGCCGGCGUGCUCGCCCCUGCCAGGAUCGAGUCCAUGCGCAUCAAGCUGGAAGAGGCGUCGGAGACGUCGGUGCCCUUUGGAAAGCCCAUGGAUCAGCGGACCGUGGCCGAACGCCGAGAAAGCUACCGUAACAUGCGCGAAAACGACGUCAACUACGCCAAGUCGAUUGUGGGCUCGCCCGACUACAUGGCCCCCGAGGUCCUUAGAGGGGAGGAAUACGACUUCACGGUGGACUACUGGAGCUUGGGAUGCAUGCUGUUCGAGGCCUUGACCGGCUUCCCUCCCUUCGCCGGUGCUUCACCCGACGAAACUUGGCGUAACCUCAAGCACUGGAAGGAUGUGCUCAAGAGACCGGUGUGGGAAGACCCCAACUAUUUCUUGAGCAACCGCACCUGGAGCUUUGUCACAACAUGCAUCAAUUCACGCGCGCGACGCUUCUCCAACAUCCAAGACAUCUACAGCCAUCUGUACUUUGCCGAGGUGGAUUGGGAGACUCUGCGCCAGACGCGGGCGCCCUUUGUCCCUGAGCUGGACUCGGAGACGGAUGCUGGCUAUUUCGACGACUUUAGCAACGAAGCUGACAUGGCCAAGUACAAGGAGGUGCACGACAAACAGGCGGCGCUCGAGUCGAUGGCCGACCGCGAGGAAGAAAUGAGCAAGAGCCUCUUUGUUGGUUUCACGUUCAGGCAUCGCAAGCCCGCUGGGGAGGACGGCAGCAGCCCGCGAAAGAAAAUCCCGACAUCGGACGCGGAGCCUUUUGGCACGAUGCUAUAG